Mesitornis unicolor (brown roatelo) is the source of this 892-nucleotide messenger RNA. It is a transcript of the gene TXNRD2, whose product is annotated as thioredoxin reductase 2. The transcript has 11 exons. The record is from RefSeq and is a predicted model, not a curated record. Gene Ontology annotation, cellular component: mitochondrion; cytosol. Gene Ontology annotation, molecular function: glutathione-disulfide reductase (NADPH) activity; flavin adenine dinucleotide binding. The annotation marks the transcript as partial. Gene Ontology annotation, biological process: glutathione metabolic process; cell redox homeostasis; cellular response to oxidative stress. Lineage: Eukaryota; Metazoa; Chordata; Aves; Mesitornithiformes; Mesitornithidae.
GCAGUUUCGGGGUUGCGCCGUACGGUACGAGUCCUCUCAGGAAAGAGGGAAUAUGAUCUUCUGGUAAUUGGUGGAGGGUCUGGAGGCCUUGCUUGUGCAAAAGAAGCUGCUCAGUUUGGAAAGAAAGUAGCUGUUUUGGAUUAUGUGGAACCUUCUCCACAAGAAACCAAAUGGGGACUUGGUGGAACUUGUGUGAAUGUUGGCUGCAUUCCUAAAAAGCUUAUGCAUCAAGCAGCCCUUCUGGGGAGUGCCCUUAAAGAUGCCCAACACUAUGGCUGGAAUAUAGCCCAACCUGUUCAUCAUACCUGGUCUGUGAUGGCACAAGCUGUUCAGAAUUAUGUGAAAUCCUUGAACUGGGGACACAGAGUGCAGCUACAAGACAAGAAGGUGAAGUAUUUCAACAUGAAAGGGAGUUUUUCUGACCCGCAUACGAUCCUUGGUAUAACAAAAGCAGGAAAAGAGACUGUUGUUACUGCAGAAAAUAUUGUCAUUGCUACUGGAGGAAGACCAAAAUAUCCUAUACACAUUGCGGGUGCACUGGAGUAUGGAAUCACAAGUGAUGAUCUGUUCUGGUUAAAAGAAUCUCCUGGAAAAACGUUGGUUGUUGGAGCCAGCUAUGUUUCACUUGAGUGUGCUGGUUUUCUAACGGGCAUUGGAUUGGACACUACAGUCAUGAUGAGAAGUAUCCCACUUCGUGGGUUUGAUCAGCAAAUGGCAUCUUUAGUGACUGAGCACAUGGAAUCUUACGGCACAAAAUUUUUAAAGAGGUGUUUCCCAACCAAAGUUGAAAAAUUGGAGAGCAACAGAUUGCAAGUCACCUGGAAAAAUACUGACCUGGGCACAGAAGAAACUGAUUCCUUUGAUACAGUGAUGUGGGCAGUAGGUAAACUUG